AUGGAGAGGUUUCUAAAAAUUCAACCUCUCACCUUUGGUGGUGUUGCUAAGGGCGCCCUCCAACCAAUGAGGUGGGUGAAGGAGAUGGAGAAGGCAUUUGAGUUUUUGGGUUGUACUGAGGCACAAAAGCUACAAUGUGCUAGGUAUAAACUCCAGCAUGAAGCGGAGGCUUGGUGGCAGACAACCAAGCCUAUUCUGGCCGAUGCUCACCCUGAGUUGACAUGGGAGUUAUUUAAGGAAGAAUUCUUCAAAAAUUAUUUCCCUAGUUCUGUUAGAAGAAGGAAAGAAGUGGAAUUCACAGAAUUAAGCCAGGGACCAAAGUCAAUCCUAGAAUAUCAACAGAUGUUUGAGGAACUUUUCUUCUUUGCUCCUGAGCAUCUGAAGACUGACAAGGCUAAAGCGAGAAAGUUUGAAGAUGGAUUAAGGCCUUCCAUCGGCCAUGUUAUGGUAGCCCAUAAGGCUCAAAGCUAUUCUGAGGUGGUUCAAACAGCCAAGGAAAUUGAAGACAAGCAGAGGGAAAACUUUGCUGGACAAAGGGGUACUGGAAAAAGAACCAUGCCGUUCUCAGAUCGUAAGUACAAUAAGUUUUCGAGAACCCCUCACUACAAAUCAUCUUCCUCGCAGUAUCGAAGGAAAGGAGCAAGGUCGUCUGGUCAGAAUUCAAAGCCGACUCAUACAAGCUCAAUAGUCACAGGGACUACAGCACCAGCAGAUGAUCAAGAAGAUAAGUGUUACAAGUGUGAUCGGUCAGGUCAUUUUACAAGGGAAUGCAAUGUUCGGAGAUCUUUUUCUAACCCUCGGCAACGUCAAGGCAAUAGGACUCAGGGUCGAGUGUUUUCAGCGACUGUGGAAGAAGCUGAGGCAAAUCAAGAUGUGGUGACAGGUACCGUCUCUAUUUGUUCAUCACCGACAUUUACUUUAUUUGACUCGAGUGCCACACAUUCAUUUGUAUCACCGUCCUUUGCAAGGAGAAUGGGCAUUUUGCCUAAGAAAUUAACUAAAGAAUUAAGUGUUAGUACACCCACUGGGACGGUUACUUGGUAUUGUGUACGAACCAUGUAA
Molecule: messenger RNA, 1062 nt
Organism: Telopea speciosissima
Lineage: Eukaryota; Viridiplantae; Streptophyta; Magnoliopsida; Proteales; Proteaceae
Exons: 1
Coding region: 1-1062 (353 amino acids)
Molecular function (GO): nucleic acid binding; zinc ion binding
Source: RefSeq, a predicted model, not a curated record